AAAAAAAAUACAGUAUGAAGACAACAAUGGCGGCGGUACAUUUAGCGAAAUUAUUUUUCCGAUGUGUCGUACGUUAUUCUGACCGUGAAUAUAAACGUUGAAAUAAAAAUAAUUAUUAAGAUCUAUAAGAACUUGGUAAAAAAAUGAAUCAACAAGGUGGGUCAGAAGCCGACGAAGGUGCCGAUGAAGGUGAAUCUUCUUCCUCGCCCAGAGUCCAGGAUGCACUAGCUAAUUUUCGAGAACAGUGGCAGCGAGAAUUAAAGAUAUCUCCUAAAAAAGAAGUACCGAGUCAUUCAAAGUCUGGUAAGACAUCAAGCAUUGAAACCUAUGAGCUGUCAACAGAAGACAAGGCUAAAGAUUUAUUUCUAAAAGGAAUUGAGUACGAACGAAAUGGAGAGCUGUAUGACGCAAUAAGGUUCUAUAAACGCGCUGUAUCGCUGGUGCCGGAUAUCGAGUUUAGGCUUUACGAGUCUAUGAAGCCCAAAAAUAAAGAAAAAAUCGAGAAAAAUGAAGACAUACAAAUUGUUGAAUAUCCUGGUGAAUCGUACGGUAUCGACGAGGUUGAUGUGCGUGAAGAUGGUGCACUUGUCGUCAAACUAUCAAGAAUUAUUAAUAAAAAUCAAUGUCUCUGUUUUCCACGUUUUGAGCAGAGCAUGACACAUAUAUCUGCGCUACCUCUAGAAAUAAUUUUGUACAUACUACGUUGGGUGGUAUCUUCAGAGCUGGAUAUGCGUUCCCUGGAAAUGUUUUCCCGGGUAUGUCGCGGAUUUUUUAUUUCAGCACGUGAUCCAGAGAUAUGGAGGCUUGCUUGUGUAAGAGUUUGGGGUGUAAACUGCGGGCAGUAUAAGCUAAGGUAUCGUUCCUGGAGGGACAUGUACUUGAAACGUCCUAGAUUACAAUACAACGGAUGCUACAUCAGCAAGACAACGUACAUCAGGCAGGGAGAAAAUAGUUUUCAGGAUGAAUUUUAUCGGCCUUGGCAUCUUGUUGAAUAUUUUAGAUACGUCAGGUUUUUUCCAGAAGGGCGUGUUUUAAUGUUAACAUCGACUGACGAUGCCCAAAACUGUGUUAAUGCAUUAAAAUAUCGUAAUCCACGUAAUCUUGCUGUAUUGAUUGGCCAUUAUAGACUUCAUGAUAAUCGCGUUACGUUGGUUAUGAAAAAACAGGAGUCUAAGAGUAAUAUUAAUCAUAAUUACAAAAAGAAAAAACGAGAAAUUGUUCACGACAGUGGAGAACAAACUUUUCACUUGGAGUUGGAAAUCCAAAGCUUGCAUAAAAGAAAAAAUUGGCAGCUGCCCUGGAUACGUUACAACAUAUUUACGCAGUACAGAAAUGGCCAGCAAGCGACAACGUGCUUGAAUGUUUUCAAUCGUUAUCCAUCGCUGAAAUUCAGUAGAGUAAAAAGUUAUACUCAAGAAAGCGACCGGCCCCUGCAAUAAAUCCAGCUCUGAAAUAAAUUUAUUAUUUACUAAAAAAUUAAUUGAAUACAUAAUAUAUUUUAUAGGGAUUAAAAAAUAAAAUCAUAUAAUUUUUGAAAAGUUUAUUGCAAGAAAUCGAAACAUUAGAGUUUAACUAUAAUUUGUUUAAUUAGUAUAUAUGUGUUUAAAGUUUUUAAAGAUAAGAGCAAUUAUUCAUUCUAUAAAUUUAAAUGACGUCUAAAAAUUCAGGUAUAAAAUAUUAAUAUUAUC
This is a messenger RNA of Cotesia glomerata, 1688 nucleotides long. RefSeq names its product F-box only protein 9. NCBI's taxonomy places the organism in Eukaryota, Metazoa, Arthropoda, Insecta, Hymenoptera, Braconidae. Gene Ontology annotation, biological process: SCF-dependent proteasomal ubiquitin-dependent protein catabolic process. The transcript is spliced from 6 exons. The coding region runs from base 144 to 1439 and encodes 431 amino acids. Gene Ontology annotation, cellular component: SCF ubiquitin ligase complex. Gene Ontology annotation, molecular function: protein binding. The record is from RefSeq and is a predicted model, not a curated record.